Messenger RNA from Lodderomyces beijingensis, 834 nucleotides. The record is from the annotation of a GenBank genome assembly. Lineage: Eukaryota; Fungi; Ascomycota; Pichiomycetes; Serinales; Debaryomycetaceae.
AUGAGGCAGAAGAGAGCUAAAUCAUACAAAAAGCAAAUGCAAACAUACAACACGGCCUUCAAAUUCAGAGAACCCCACCAAGUAAUAAUCGACUCGCUGCUCCUUUCAACAACGCAAGCCCAAUCAUACGACACCCUUAAAGGUCUAUCACGCACUUUGCAAACGUCAGAAACCUUAAAGCCAAUGAUAACCCAAUGCUGCAUCGAGCAACUCUACACCACAAAGAACCAAACCUUAAUCGACAUUGCGAAAUCAUUCGAGCGACGCAAAUGCAACCAUCGUACCGCGAUCGCUCCAUCUGAUUGCAUUCAUAGUAUAGUCGACAUCAAGGGCGUGAAUAAGCAUCGGUAUAUCGUGGCGACACAAGAUGCGGAGUUGCGGAAAAGAUUGCGACGUGUGCCGGGCGUGCCUCUCAUCUACAUGAAUCGAUCCGUCAUGGUGAUGGAGCCGUUGAGCGACGCGAGCCGCGCGUUCCUGCAAGCGUGGGAAGAGCUGAAGUUGACUGGCGGAUUGAAUGAUCUCAGCGCGGGGAUCAAGCGAAAAGAAGAAGAUGGGGAAGACAAGAAGAAGGAAGAAGUUGGAGAUGGGGAGGCACUGGGGAGGAAGAAACGGAAGGGUCCCAAGGGGCCUAAUCCGCUUAGUGUCAAGAAAAAGAAAAAAGUGGACGCGGGCGAUGAUGCGCGGGAUGAUGCGCGCGAGAAGAAGCCUACGAGAAGGAAGAGGCGUGGCAACAAGUCUGGCGAGAGGAAGAGCGACGGCAAUGGCGAUGGUGAUGGCGAUGCACAAGUUGAGACAGAAGAUUCGAAUUUGAAUGCAGACGCACUGGAUAAGUAG